Messenger RNA from Trichophyton benhamiae CBS 112371, 408 nucleotides. RefSeq lists its product as uncharacterized. The record is from RefSeq and is a predicted model, not a curated record. The transcript has a single exon. Bases 1 to 408 code for a protein of 135 amino acids. Lineage: Eukaryota; Fungi; Ascomycota; Eurotiomycetes; Onygenales; Arthrodermataceae.
AUGGUCAGGAGGGAGAAGGCAGAGGAGGAGGAAGUCGACUCUGUGUACAACGAAGUCCAAUACCCCAGCAGACGCAGAGAAGAAAGCGGUUAUCGGGGGAGGAAGGCCGGCCUGUCGUCACGACAGGGCCAAGAUGGUGAGUGUGAAGUCGAAGUCAAAGUAGAAGUUGAAGUCGAGGAAGAAGUCGAAGAAGAAGAAGAACGUGAUAAAAAUGAACUUGAUGAAGAUGAGCUUGUCGAAGUCGAAGUCGAAGUCGAAGUCGAAGGCGAGGAAGAAGUAGAAGAAGAAGACGAAGAAGAAGAAGGGAUUGUUGUGCUGGCGCGGGACAGACGCGUUUUACUUCUAAAAUGGGAACCAGCAACACACCCCACAAAGGAACAACACAGGCAGGUUCUACUGACUGGGUAG